This is a messenger RNA of Elaeis guineensis (African oil palm), 2034 nucleotides long. Its product is annotated as phospho-2-dehydro-3-deoxyheptonate aldolase 2, chloroplastic. NCBI's taxonomy places the organism in Eukaryota, Viridiplantae, Streptophyta, Magnoliopsida, Arecales, Arecaceae. Gene Ontology annotation, molecular function: 3-deoxy-7-phosphoheptulonate synthase activity. The record is from RefSeq and is a predicted model, not a curated record. Gene Ontology annotation, biological process: aromatic amino acid biosynthetic process.
UCUCCCGUUUCUUCUUAGGGCUUUUCUCUCUCUAGAAAAAAGAGAUCUCCACUUUCUUCUUCCCGAAAAGGUUAGAAAGAGAAAAGUUUCCUCGCUCCCAGAAUGGCCCUCGCCACCGGCUCCUCCUCUCUCUCCACCAAAUCUCUCCUUCCGCCAUCCUCUGCCGGCGGCGGGCACCAACUUCAGCUCCCCUCACUCCUCCGCGCGGCCGGGCCACGGCCCGCCCCCCGACCCAUCUCCGCCGUACACGCGGCGGAGCCCGCCAAGAACCCCGUCGUCGCCGACAAGCAGAAGGUAGCGGCGCCGGCGCAGGAAGCGCGGCCGGGAAAAUGGGCGGUGGACAGCUGGCGAACGAAGAAGGCGCUGCAGCUGCCGGAAUACCCGAACAAGAAGGAGCUGGAGUCGGUGCUCCAGACGAUCGAGGACUUCCCGCCGAUCGUCUUCGCCGGCGAGGCCCGGCAUCUUGAGGAGCGCCUCGCGGAAGCCGCCCUCGGAAGGGCCUUCCUCCUCCAAGGCGGCGACUGCGCCGAGAGCUUCAAGGAGUUCAACGCCAACAACAUCCGAGACACCUUCCGCAUUCUCCUUCAGAUGGGCGCCGUCCUUAUGUUCGGCGGGCAGAUGCCCAUCGUCAAGGUGGGGAGGAUGGCGGGGCAGUUCGCGAAACCGAGGUCGGAGCCGUUCGAGGAGAAGGACGGGGUGAAACUGCCGAGCUACAGGGGGGACAACGUCAAUGGCGACGCGUUCGACGAGAAGUCGAGGAUACCGGACCCGCAGAGGAUGAUCAGGGCCUACUGUCAGGCGGCGGCGACGCUCAACCUCCUCCGGGCUUUCGCCACCGGUGGAUACGCCGCCAUGCAGCGCGUCACCCAGUGGAAUCUCGACUUCACCGAGCACAGUGAGCAGGGCGACAGGUACAGGGAGUUGGCCCACCGGGUGGAUGAGGCUCUGGGGUUCAUGGCUGCUGCUGGUCUCACAGUUGACCACCCUAUCAUGACCACCACUGAGUUUUGGACCUCCCAUGAGUGCCUCCUCCUUCCCUACGAGCAGGCCCUCACUCGUGAGGACUCCACCUCCGGCCUCCACUAUGAUUGCUCCGCCCACUUCCUUUGGGUUGGCGAGCGCACCCGCCAGCUUGGCGGUGCUCAUGUUGAGUUCCUCCGAGGCGUGGCCAAUCCCCUUGGCAUCAAGGUGAGUGACAAGAUGGAUCCGAACGAACUGGUGAAGCUGAUUGAGAUUUUGAAUCCUCAGAACAAGCCAGGAAGGAUCACCGUGAUCGCGAGGAUGGGGGCUGAGAACAUGAGAGUGAAGCUGCCUCAUUUGAUCCGGGCUGUCCGUAGAGCUGGUCAGAUAGUCACUUGGGUCAGCGACCCCAUGCAUGGGAACACCAUCAAGGCUCCUUGUGGCCUCAAGACUCGUCCCUUCGAUUCAAUUCUGGCUGAGGUGCGGGCAUUCUUCGAUGUCCACGAGCAAGAAGGGAGCCACCCAGGGGGCGUGCACCUGGAGAUGACUGGGCAGAAUGUGACAGAGUGCAUUGGAGGAUCCCGGACCGUCACCUUCGAUGACCUGAGCUCGCGCUACCACACCCACUGUGACCCAAGGCUCAAUGCCUCCCAGUCUCUUGAACUGGCAUUCAUCAUUGCUGAGCGGCUCAGAAAGAGAAGGAUGGCAUCACAACGCCUCAACCAACAUAAUCAGGUGGGAUCCUUGCCCUCCCUGGGGCUCUAAAUGGAGGACAUUGGUGUAGAGGAUGGAGUGGUCCAGUCCCAUUCUUUUCCUUGAUCUGAGCUCGUAUUAUUGAAAUAUGAGUUUACAAAUUAUAUAUGCUCUCUUUUUAUUUUUUUUGGAAAGUAAUAACUGUUCAUGUAAACCUAAAACAAUUGGUUUGGUAUUUGAGAUAAGGGGGAAGAAGGCUUGAGCAAUGAGAAUAGUAGAUUGUAUGUUUGAUGGGAAGUGAGAUAUUGUCAAACCCUUCCAUUUGUAAAAUGCUUCUCUGCACUUGCACUGGUCCUGGUAACCAUCUGUUUCCUUUUAUAA